CCUCGAGGCCCGCGUCGGCGCUGCCCCGCCCGCUCGGCCUCGUUCGCAGCCUGUUUGUCUACUCAGCGCCGGGGAUGGAGGUGGCGGGAGGCCGCGGCUCGCCAUGAAACCCCGGCCGCGAAAUGAAAGGAAGCAUCACGCCAAAAGCCAGGAAUUUGGAGCAACCCACAAUCCAGCGGGCACCAUGCAAGCCCAGUCUAACAAUCGCCACAGUGCCCCAGGGAAUAGCAAUGCACCCCACUGUGCUCCUACAGCAAGACUGCCGCCAGGGGAAGGAUCGUGCCAGCGGGGAGGGGAUGUUCACAUCCAGCUAAAUUCUGCUGCAGUGGAGGUUGGAGAAGAUUCUGGCUGCAGGCAGCACCCACGCUCAGGGACCCAAAGUUGCUCCCAUGCUCACUCUCACGGCGAAGCAAGGGGGGGCGAAGAAGGCAGCGGAGAUUCGGAGGAACAAAGCAGCAACUCUCUCUCGGAGCUCAGAUACCUCCUCCAGUGGCUACAGAAGAGUUUCCUGUACAUCUUGAUCCUGUCUGCCAAACUCCUCUUGCAGCAUGUCACUGGCAUUUCUCUGGGAAUUGGGCUGCUCACAACUUUUAUGUAUGCAAACAAAAGCAUUGUAAAUCAGGUUUUCCUAAGAGAAAAGUGUUCCAGAUUGCACUGUGCUGGGGUACUUUUGUUCCUCACAGGAUCAUCCGUCCUUCUCUAUUAUACCUUCUUUGACCAGUCUCUUCAUUAUAGCUUGAUUCUUUUGACUCCAAAUGUGGAUUUCACAAACUUCUGGGAUGUACUUUGGAUUGUGGGAAUCACAGACUUCAUCCUGAAAUUCCUCUUCAUGAGCUUCAAGUGCAUCAUUCUCUUGUUGCCUUUUUUAGUAAUGUCAUUUAAGGCCAAGGGCUACUGGUACAUGGUAUUGGAAGAAAUCUGCCAGUAUUACCGUAAAAUCGUCCCUAUACCUGUCUGGUUCCAAUAUCUUGUUGGCUUGAGGGAGCAGGAAGGUGCGAUCGGAUGGAGCUUUUGUAUCUUGCUGGGUCUGCUCUAUUUGAUCCUAAAGCUUUUGAGCUUUUUUGCACACUUGAAGCACUUCAGACGGACUUUGAGAAUAUUUUAUUCCCAACCGAGCUAUGGUGUGGCUGCCGGCAAGAGGCAGUGUGCCGAAGCGGAGGACAUCUGCUCCAUCUGCCAAGCUGAGUUCCAGAAGCCUGUUCUUCUCAUCUGCCAGCACAUAUUCUGCGAAGAAUGCAUAACUCUGUGGUUCAAUAGAGAGAAGAGUUGCCCGCUGUGCAGAACGGUCAUCUCGGAUCACAUCCACAAGUGGAAAGAUGGGGCAACUUCUAUGCAGUUACAGAUCUACUAAAAGCUUGCCGCUUCUUGCUACACAGCAUAAGUCACUUGAAUCCUGCAGUUUAAGGUGGGGUGGAUAUUUGGAGCUGUGGUUCCGCAAAGUGCUGUCACAACCCAAGCUGUUUUUUUCAUAACUGCCACUGCCACUUGAUUUGUGCACACCAAGUUUUCGACAACGAAUAGCUUGCCACAACCUGACUGAAGUCAGCAUUUUACACACAAGGGCUGGCUGGCUGGCUCCCAAAGUGACUCAAGCAUUGCCCCAGGAGUAUCAAUAAUCCCAUUCAUGUCCAUUUUUAAUGGGAUGCAGCAAUACUCUGCAGGAUUCAAAGGCACUCUCUAUUCACACACUUAUCCCAUUUCUGUUUUCACUGCCAAGUUACUUCAGUUAUGUAAACAUGAAUAUUUGUUCCCCUAAAAUCUAUUUUUACAAAAAAAAAACCCCACCCCACUAUUCAAUGCUGUAUUUUGACAAGGAGCAAAGUAUAAACAGAAAAUAUAUCUAAUUGCAAUACUUUUUUAAAAAGUUGUAAUAGACCUGGAAGUUGGCAAGAAUAAACGCAGUUUUAAUCUAUGGAA
Messenger RNA from Sphaerodactylus townsendi, 1917 nucleotides. RefSeq names its product ring finger protein, transmembrane 1 (gene RNFT1). Lineage: Eukaryota; Metazoa; Chordata; Lepidosauria; Squamata; Sphaerodactylidae. Gene Ontology annotation, cellular component: endoplasmic reticulum. The record is from RefSeq and is a predicted model, not a curated record. The transcript has 9 exons. Gene Ontology annotation, biological process: positive regulation of ERAD pathway. The coding region runs from base 104 to 1351 and encodes 415 amino acids. Gene Ontology annotation, molecular function: ubiquitin protein ligase activity.